AGACAGGGAGGCAGAGUGAAAGCGCCGAGGGCGGAGUUAGCUCCAUUUUCUCCCUGCGUCCGUCCCAGCACAGAUUGAACCGAUUCACUGAACUCAGCUCCACUUCCCUGGCGCUGCACCUGUCGUGAAAGUGAAGCUCACCUGAGGGGUUGACUGGGAUUUACCCGCGGAUCACCAUGCUGCAGUAGUGGAUCCUUCCCCGAAGACCACAGAACCUCCUGCACAGAAGCUCCUCGUCAGAACUUACUCCUCACCGAUAAACCAUGAAGAGAGGAACGCUGAAUUUUCUGGGUCGAAAGAACCAGUCUCUCUUCGACACCAAGAUCAGACCGAAGGACCUGGGUGAGUCCGAUAAUGUGGAGUUGGUGUUGAACUCUCCGAACAUCCUGGAGUCAGGCACCGCCAGUGUCCGCGCCAGGCCCACAGUCAAACACCACGCUUCGUCUGACAGUUUUCAGGGGUUUGCCGUCCCGACACCAAAGGUUCCUCUGCUUCCACCACUCAAUGGUCUAAACAGCAACGGUUCAGUUAAUGGCGAUAACUUGUCCAAUGGAUCUCUUAUAUCUGUACCUGAUCCUGUGGUGGGGGACAUAUUUAUUCCACCCCCUCCCUCCAUAGUGGCACCCCCUCCUCCAGGGACUUUUAUUCUUCCUCCUCCAGACUUCCUGGGUGAAAUGAACGGUCCAGCUCUGGCCAACCUCACCCCCCUGGAAGCAUCAACGGGGGAGGAAGAGGAUUUUACUCUUCUGAGACCACCACCCAUGUCCCCCCCCAAACCUCCGUCCAUCUGCUCCACUGGCUCGUCAUCCUCCAUCCCCAGAUGUAGUCCACCUUUAGAUGUUGUUCCAGACCACCCCAAAUUUGCGCCUCCACAGCCGCCCGCUGAGAAGCUGCAGAGAUCCGUCAAGUCGCCGCCCCCAAAGCCGAUCAGAAUGUCCUCCAUCUCCAACUUUGACCCCCCACCACAGACUCCUGCCCCGCCUCCCCCUGUGCAGACACCCACUCGCUCCACCUUCAAUCCCCAAAACACAGCAAAACUUUACCACGUUCCUAAGACCAGUUUUCUCGGCAGCUUUGACAAUCGUGAUACAAAACCAAAGCAGACGUUGGUCCUGGAAGAUUCUGGAUCUGUGACCUCGACCCCGCUGAAGGUCCAGACGGAUGGGAAGGCCGUGACUGUGGUCUCACCACCGGAGCCUGUUUCAGAAGACACACGAGACCAAAAGGGGAACAAACGACAAAUAACCCCUGAGCCCCCCCACCCUGUCGUAGUCACCACUCAAACAGAGACAAAUCCAGCACCGCCUGAACGUCCACAGCUGCAGACUCCACCGCGAAGGUCACCUGAGCCCAAAAUGACCAACAGUCUGGACAUAAACUCACCGUCUAACACGGAGGAGCUUAGAGGAUCUCCAACCCCGAUUUGCAAAUUUAGUCCUUUAAUAGAUCGUAAGUUACGCAAUCUGAAAAAUAAUGACAGCGGUGCAACACGAGACGCUCCGGCCGCCUCUCCUCUGGCUCUUCUGAUGGCGGCUAAGAAAAGAGAGAAAGACAGAUCUUCUCACUCACUUUCACGAGAAAACAGCGACAAGAGAGGCGAGCAGCCAAGCUCAGGCGUCCUGAGUGCCAGUUCGUUGAUGGACGUUCCUCACUCCAGCUCCUGCUCCUCUCUCACAUCCACAGACCGAAAUAAGGACAGUUUGAAUUCUGGACAGAUGACGGUUCAGACACAAGAAACGUCAAACAGACGUUCUUUGGUCAAUGACCCGGGGCAAACAGCCAGUCCGGUUCAGAACAGUAUCAAAGCAGCUGCACCUGCAAGUGCGGCCAACCUGGUUGGUCCAAAACAAAAUCUAACAAAUCGAACCCCCCCAAAGACUCAGUUCACACAGCCUGAGGAAACGGAGGAGGCAGUUUUGCCAGUACUUCCUCCACCACCAGAGUUUGAUGAUUUAGAGGAGUUCAUGGAGCCCCCUCCCUCCAUUCUUCCACCUGAUCCUCCCCUGAAAAAGCCACCACCACCACCCCCCAACCUUCCACCUCCAGCUCCAUCUUUUCCAAACCUCACACCGACCGUAAUUCCAAAAGCCCCUCCUCCUCCCAUAGACAUCAAACCAAAGCCUAAGGUCCAGAUAAAACCUCAAAUGCCCCCCAACCAACUCCCCACCCCUCUUUCUCCAAAGCAGGCCACACUUCUGAGCAUCCUACAGAAGAAGAUGUUGGAAAUGGACCACAGGAUGGUUCCAGUCAAGGAGGCGGAAUCAGCCUCUGACGACUGGGGCAGCCCCUUGUCAGACGAGGAGGGUAAGAUUCCUGCCAUUCCUAAAACCCCACCACUGAGUAAGAAUUACCCUGUGGUCAACAAGGCAGCAACUCUGGACAUGAGAGAGUUAGAAGGGAAAAUGGCCAAGAAGAACCAGGAGAUGUUCUCUACAAAAGCUGCCACCAGUAAUGGACCUUCAAAACAGCAGUACGGUAUGACCUUCAAAAUCCGACCUGGAUCCAGUCAACCCAUUACUCCGAUCGCUCGACUGGAGACCUGAUGGAGUACGUGUACAGUAUGAAGUACGUAGUAUUUUGCAUCAGCAGAACAGCACAAUGGGAAGAAUGCACUUUAAACAAAUCACUGACAAUAAUGACCAACAAACCAGGAACAUAUUUGUUAUGUUGUGGUUAUAUUUAGGGAUGUCCGAUAAUAUCAGCCCGAUAUUAGCAUAAUUAUGUAACAUCUGUAAGAAUCAUUGUCUGGUUUUCCUCCUAUAAUUAAAACACGAUAACGCAAUGUCUGGGUUUUUGCCAAAUAUAUUGGAAUCGCUUGUAGAGUCCUGCAGUUUUUAAUAUCGGAAUCAGAAAUUAAGUGUUUGGACAAUAUCGGUAUAUCGACUAAAAGGUAAUAUCGGACAUCCCUAGUUGUUUUCUAUCAGUUGUGAGUUGUACAUAUGCCACCAGUGAAUGCCUGGUCUCAAUGGCUGAUGGGUAAUAUUCAUAGUCACAGGGAAAAAAACUGAUCUUCAUCAGUCAAUCAUCUUCAUCUUCAUCAGUCAAUCUCAGUCAUAAACAUUUAGCUGAAUGUAACCCCAAUAAUUCAAAUAAUGUGCUACAAUAUUAAUUUGACCUCUGACCUUCAUCUUUUACUGCAAUGUUAUUCACUGUUACAGGACACAUACUGUAUGUAGGUCCAAUUGAGCAAAGCUAACAGUUAAAGCUACAGUGCGCAACCUUUGGUUGUUUUCAAUACUGUUGAUGUUUUUUAUUCUUAUGCUGCUGUUUCUUAUUUAAUAGAAUCCAGGGUUUCUGCUCUGCUUAAUUACUGCUGCAACUACUGUAUGGUCUAUAUGUGACUGUUACUGUCCCCGAAAACCGCCUUAAACUUCAUGAGGUCAUGAAUGGCCAUGACCUCAUGAAGUUUAAGUGUUUAUCUCAUUAGCUAUCUGAUGAAGUUGGCUUGAUUUUGGUAAUAGCGCUGUCACCGGUGCCCCAGGAGUUUUCUCGUCAGUGUACCGUCGGUGUGUUUUUAGAUGUAACAGAAUGCUGUUGUGCUCCUGCUGGACUCACUGUGGACAUAAUCACUUCCUGUGUGCACGUGCAGCCGUUUCAGGCUGGUUUCAAUGGUACAGACUCGACACAGACUCUUUUUCACACUGCAGCUUUAGCUCAGACGAGUGUCAUGACACACUGAUCUCACCAGUGGUUGGUUCUCAGAUGUUUUCAUUU
This is a messenger RNA of Cynoglossus semilaevis (tongue sole), 3714 nucleotides long. RefSeq lists its product as uncharacterized. Bases 264 to 2543 code for a protein of 759 amino acids. The transcript is spliced from 6 exons. The record is from RefSeq and is a predicted model, not a curated record. NCBI's taxonomy places the organism in Eukaryota, Metazoa, Chordata, Actinopteri, Pleuronectiformes, Cynoglossidae.